Molecule: messenger RNA, 1032 nt
Organism: Triticum turgidum subsp. durum (durum wheat)
Lineage: Eukaryota; Viridiplantae; Streptophyta; Magnoliopsida; Poales; Poaceae
Source: the annotation of a GenBank genome assembly
AUGGUGCAUAUGAAUCAAGGACAAGGGGAAACAAGCUAUGCACACAACUCCAGUAUCCAGAACGCUCAGCAGAACAGGAUGAAGCCCCUGAUAGAAGCGGCCAUCAUUGACUUGUGCGGCAGCAAAAGCACCUUGUUCCCCGAAAAGAUGCUGAUUGCGGACUUGGGCUGCUCUUAUGGCCCAAAUGCGCUAGCACUGGUAUCGACUGCCGUCAAGGCCAUCAUCAACCACUGCCUUCAGUUCCAGCAACCACCACCCGAAGUGUGUGUGCUCCUCAAUGACCUUCCUGACAAUGACUUCAACACGGUGGUGAAGAGCCUGGCCACGCUCCGUCAAAAUAACAACAAGCUUGUUGUUGUGACUGGUGUAGCACCGGGGUCAUUUUACGAGAGGCUCUUCACUAGUGACUCCUUGCAUCUUGUCUGCUCGUCCAACAGCUUGCAUUGGCUCUCCAUGGCUCCCGAAGAUCUGACAAUGAACCAGAUCCCUGCGUACGACAUGGAUGAGCAUGCUAGGCGUGAAAGACUCCCUACGGUCCGUGAAGCAUAUGCACGCCAGUUCAGGAAAGAUUUCAUACUUUUCCUGGAGCUGAGAGCCAAAGAAUUGGUUCCAGGAGGCCGAAUGGUUGUUUCUCUUGUAGGGCGGCCUUCUAAUGUAAAAGCCUCCAAAUUCUUUCACCUUUGGGAAACUCUAGUUCAGAUUCUAAGUGUCAUGGCCUUAGAGGGUGUGAUCGACAAAGCGAAGUUUGAUUCUUUCUAUGUGCCGGUGUAUGGACCCUCUGGUGAAGAGCUGAGGGAGAUCAUCCAAGACGAGGGCUCCUUUUCUAUCAGGGAUAUGCGGGUAUAUGACGCUACAACUGAUAUGGACAGCAUGCUCUUCACCCCAAGCUCGUUUGUGAAUUAUCUGAGAGCCAUAUUUGAGCCGAUAAUAGUCGAGCAUUUUGGAGAGGUCAUGGAUGAAUUUGUGAGGACCGCGGAGCGGCGCUGGAGCCUCGAGGGCAGCAUGCAAAACGAGCGUGCUAGGAAUCCAUGA